Messenger RNA from Clonostachys rhizophaga, 909 nucleotides. NCBI's taxonomy places the organism in Eukaryota, Fungi, Ascomycota, Sordariomycetes, Hypocreales, Bionectriaceae. The record is from the annotation of a GenBank genome assembly.
AUGGCUCCCUCUGCAGUUUCCCCCGAGCGCCAGGCCGGAGUUGUCAAGAAGGUUGUCCUCGACCCUUCCCGCCCCCGCGGCAACUCUGUCAAGCUCAACGACGGCAACUUCAUCCCCCAGGUAGCUCUCGGUGUUUACAAGGCCCCCAACGGUCAGGAGACUGAGGACGCUGUCACUGCCGCUCUUGACGCCGGUUACCGCCACAUCGACUCUGCCGCCCGUUACGCCAACGAGGAGGCUUGUGGUCGUGCUAUCCGCCGCUGGCUCGAGAAGACUGGCACUCCCCGUGAGGAGGUCUACGUCUGCUCCAAGCUUUGGGACGCUGACCACGGUUAUGAGGCCACCUUCAACGCCCUCUGCGAAUCUCUUGACAAGUUUGGUCUCGACUAUCUUGACCUGUAUCUCAUCCACUCUCCCGCUGACGACGAGGAGAAGCGCCUUGCCAGCUGGCGUGCCCUGGAGACCGCCCAGAAGCUUGGCAAGGUCAAGUCUAUCGGUGUCUCAAACUUCGGUGCUGGCCACAUUGAGAACCUGAUCCAGAAUGCAAAAAUUGUUCCUGCCGUCAACCAGAUCGAGGUCCACCCCUUCUGCCAGCGCCAGGCCCUUGUUGACCUCUGCAGCAAGCACGGCAUCAAGAUUGAGGCUUACUCGCCUCUCGCUCGUGGUAACAAGCUCGAGGAUUCUACUAUUGUCGCUCUGUCCGAGAAGUACGGCAAGACCCCCGCCCAGAUCCUCCUCAACUGGAGCGCCGCCCGCGGUAAUGUUGUCCUCCCCAAGAGCUUGACAGCCCACCGCAUCCAGAGCAACUUGGACAGCUUUGACUUCGAGCUUGCACCCGAGGAUGUCGCCAUCAUCGACAAGCUUGAGGAGAAUUACGUCACCGGCAGCAUGCACAAGUCCAAGGACUGA